UUUCAUGGAACAAGAGCAUAUCUUAUAGACAAAAGUCUUAUACCAUUAGUUUUGUUAUGGUUAGACCCAGUUGUUGGAUAUAACUUCAUAACUUAUGGUUCAUUCGACUCAGAACGUUGCAGUGAAGGCUUACUUUACAUCGUUCAGAAACCGAAGGACUUCAAUACAAAGAGAUAUAAGAUAGGAAGAACAUAUAAUAUAACUCAAAGAUAUGACAGUACAGUCAAUAGAGUCAAGGUUGUGUUCGUUAAUGAUAUGAGAGCUGCUGAAACAGAACUGCUUGAAGUUUUUGAGAAAAUAUAUGGUGCUCCCAUGAAAGGUAAAGAAACGUUUGAAGUAGAUGAGAUAGAUAAAGCUAUAAAAUUAUUUGACGAAGUUGCUGAAAAAUACAUGUAA
This is a messenger RNA of Trichomonas vaginalis G3, 396 nucleotides long. RefSeq names its product organellar and viral DNA polymerase type B. Lineage: Eukaryota; Parabasalia; Trichomonadida; Trichomonadidae. The transcript has a single exon. The annotation marks the transcript as partial. The record is from RefSeq and is a predicted model, not a curated record.